AGCUUAAUUUUAUCGCAAACAAAAGAGGACCGCCGAGAAGAAUUUGGCGGGGUCGGCGGAGGGCCUUUUUAGAUUAACUUUUCUAUUGUAUGAAAUUUUAAGUUGGUCUAAAAUAAUCUUUUAUGCGCUAGAUUUUCGUUUGCGCAUUUACAGUACGAUUUUUGUUACACAUUUAUACAGUGGUACUGGUUUUAUCGGAUAAUUACUGGUUACAGUAGUUAAAUCCGAAUAGGUGAACCCUCCGAUCUUUUUGAAGCGACACUAUUUUUUCGUAUUUUUGAACGCUGAUUACGUAUAUGACAAGAAAAAUUUGCGAUAAGGUCAUUUUCAAGGUCAAAACUAAAAAACUGAAGAAAUAUAACUUUAAUUUUAUAAACCUGUUGAUUAGUGAUUAAUUUUGUACGAUAUAUAAUUUAUGUACGACUGAUUUGUUCUUCGUGUGUUUUUUUUUCAGAUUCUUGCAUGGUAUCGUCUCCUCCUGACGCUCUCUUUUGGCCGGUCCUUAUACGCUGUUCGCGUAUAGUGUUUGUUGGUGUCGGUACGACAGGAAAAAAUAUACGAUCCUAUGAAUUUUCAUGAAAAACGGAGAAUGAGAGACUCUUCUUCAGUAUUACCUGGAGACUUUAUCGACAGUGCUUGAAAAUGGGCGUAGCGGAGUAGUUUCAAAAAUAAAAGUGGGCGUAAAGCGCUGGAAACUGCUUAGCGAAAUGCACGGAACACAACCAAAAUUGAGAACUCCAUUACCCGCUUGAAAAAUGGGCGUACAGCACGGACACGCACCAAGUGGAGACUUUAUCGGCAGUGCUUGAAAAUUGGUGUAGCGGAAUAGUUUUAAAAGUAAAAAUGGGCGUAAGGGCGCGCAAAACAGUCUCCCGAAACAAUAUCAAGUAAAAUGCCAGCGUGUCCGCUCGCAGGUUUCUCUCUGCCGAAAUUCACGUACAGACGUAGGUAUUUCGAGAAUCGCUUUUGACGGCAAGAAAACGAAAAUUGCAUAAAUAUUUUAUUACAUUGGAUAGAGUUUAAUUAGUGACUGUCAGCAGAAUUGUAUAAUCAUAAUUAAAUGCCAUAAUAUGCAGCCGCGCGACUCGAAGGAGAAGAACGGUGAACAAAGUCAAAGAGAAACGCAGCUGUUUAAAUACAAUCCAUUCCGUUCAGCUAUUUCUGAAGUCAAGGAUGCGGAAACGGCGGUAUUGCUGUUACAAUCUGAAGAGAAGUCUACUUUAUUAGCAGCUGUAGAGGCUCUGUCGAAGUACGCUGGUAAAUCGAAAGACAAUGCGAAGAUACUUCUUCAUCUCGGUGUUGUAAAUAAUGUUCUUCCUAUUAUCGAGCAGGACGAUAUAUUUAUUCGAAGAUUUGCUGGAAAAUUAUUGGCAGAAAUGAUAACAGUGCCAGACACAACGAGUUAUCUGAUCGAAUCCGAUCGUAUAGAAUAUUUUGCAAAGCUGGUAAUGAGCGAGAAAGAUAUCUUCAUGCAAGAAUAUCUUUCUGCGAUACUCGCGAAGUUAUCCGAAGAUCCGUACGGGAAUGCUCUUCUGGCAAACUAUUGUUCGAACGUGAACUUUCUUCUAGAAGGAUCACAAUCGUUGGACCCGGACGUAAAGAGGUAUAAUCUCGAGAUUCUGUAUAAUUUAAUGCAGGAUCCCAGAGCUGCACUUGAAAUUUCGAGAAGCGAGAAUGACGAGUGGAAUAAUUUACACAUUAAAGCUCUAGAAAUAUUAUCUCUUGCUGCUGAGAAUUCAGCUGUCGUGGAUGAAUUUAUUGACAGCGGAAGCAUUCCGCAAAUAUUACAUUACAUAGAGCACGCAGAAAAUUCGACGGUUUCAGCAAAAGCGCUUGAAAUCGUUGUACAUAUUGCAAACACCUCCAAAGGAAGAAAAGAAUUACAUUUCUACAAGAUUGUCAAGUAUUUGAUAGACGCUUUACAAGAAUCAGUGCACUCUGACAUUGUUAAAGUUACUUGUUACGGAAUUGGGGAAAUGGCACUUUUUAUUCCUGCUGCAAGAGAACUCGCGAGCGCAGAGUGUGUUAAAACUAUUUUAGGCUUUUUGAAACAAGAGAACUUGCAGUGGUCCGCAAGACAUGCCGCGACUUUCGCGAUCAAACGAUUACUGAUGAGCGAUAUUAGAAAUUGCAGUGCCUUUUCAAGCAUUCAUGGGCCAGUAAUUCUAUUUCGCAAAAUCGUGUUCUUUAAAUAUUUAUUUAGAAUAAUGACUUUGUUCUUUAAGGACUAUCUGUGGCAAUUGUUAAAAUCCUCGGUAGGACAAGUUCCUGUAGAAAUUUGUAUCGUUGCUCUUGAAGCUCUGCUUGCCAUAGCACGUCAUUUAAGUCUCAGAGAUGUCGUGAUUAAUUGUGACACUAUUGAUACAAUUUGCAUUCUUUUAGAGUCAACUUAUCCGUUUAUCGACGAAUUAAAAAUUGCUUGCUGCAAUCUACUUUCGGCACUAUGCUUAGAACAGAGCGGAAGAUAUUAUUUUCUCCAAGCAAAUGGACCCCAAAGAAUGUUCGCUCUCAUUACUGACGCGAAUUCAGCAUCAGUAAGAAACGCUGCGCUACAGACCGUACAAGCAAUUUCUGCAGAUUUAACUGUAGCGAAGGCCUUCGUAGAACAUAAGUAUCUCUCACACAUGUUGAAUAAUCGUUCAUUUUCACGAGAGAUUCCUUUAUGGGACACUUGCAUUGAGACUCUUCUUAAAUCGCAUUUACCGGUCAAAUUCGCCCUUACAGGACGUUUGUCUCUACACGAUCUUACUCAGGAUGGAUUUUACGUCUCAAGCACCAACGUAUGCCCAUUUCCCGUAUUGGAUGAUGUCUUUCGCUUUAAGUUUUGUCCCUUAAAGCCGAUUUACGUGAUAAACUGUGUGCGAUUACCAAAGUCAAGCGCUUUACCAAACGAAGCAAUUUUCGAAGGAGAUGUAAAUGCUUGGUUCGAAUCAAAAUUCGGUCAGUUGCAGUGCGAUCCACACUUUGUCAAAUACGUGGAACACUUCAGACAUAUACUUUCAGCAACGGAAUCAAAAGACGUGCCAAAAGAGAGAGAUACAGAUGUUUGCUCGACGAGUAUCCAAUAUAUUUCCUUGCGCGCAAAGAUGUUAGCUCGAUUCGUGGCGCGUCAAAUGUCCGGCGUCGAUUCGACGAAGACUGAAUGCAUCGACCGGCAGCUUGAAGCUCAUUUGAAGCGGAUCAAAGAAUGCUUGGAAACGAGCGUGAUUCCGCUCGGACAAUUGCGCGUAGGCUCUUAUCUCGAGCGAGCCUUGCUCUUUAAAGCGAUAGCCGACAGGAUAUGCCUUCCAGCAGCUCUCGUACGCGGGGAGCACGGUAUCUCGUGGAUUGAGAUAGCGAUACCUCAAGUAAUAGAAUUUGCGUUCAAAUUACAUCCUUUUAAUAAUGUACUUUUAAUAAAGUACUCGCUGAGAAAUGAUUCGUCGAAUCGACAUCGUUUCGACAUCGAUAUGAGUCAUUUAUCGCUGGGUAUCCAAUGCGUCUUGCAGAUCGAAGACUCAAAUGAAAAAAUAUCUCUAAGAGAUCGUCGAUCGACAACCUAUCCAAUCAAACUUAUGAAACCGAAUUUCAUCGUUGAUUUGAUGAAUAUACCGGGAGCCUUGAUCCCGAUUGGAAGUCCUGACUCAAAGUUAUAUUGCGUUAAAAAUUAACUUAUAAUGAAACGUGUUGCUAUUGAAAAUUGGUUUACUAUUAUAGUAAUACCUUAAUAAAAUGACAUUUUAAUUUCAAUAAAUCUACAAAUAUAUAUUUUAUAACAAAAUAUGCUAUUGCGCUAUUUAAAAGUAGUUUGUUUUAUCACAAUAUUUUAAUUUUAAUAAAUAUUAUAAUCGUAUCAGUGAAUAUUUUAAUAAGAAA
Messenger RNA from Vollenhovia emeryi, 3855 nucleotides. Its product is annotated as armadillo repeat-containing protein 3. NCBI's taxonomy places the organism in Eukaryota, Metazoa, Arthropoda, Insecta, Hymenoptera, Formicidae. The record is from RefSeq and is a predicted model, not a curated record.